Molecule: messenger RNA, 3310 nt
Organism: Podarcis raffonei (Aeolian wall lizard)
Lineage: Eukaryota; Metazoa; Chordata; Lepidosauria; Squamata; Lacertidae
Gene: TFCP2
Product: transcription factor CP2
Exons: 15
Coding region: 258-1745 (495 amino acids)
Biological process (GO): positive regulation of transcription by RNA polymerase II
Cellular component (GO): nucleus
Molecular function (GO): DNA-binding transcription activator activity, RNA polymerase II-specific; RNA polymerase II cis-regulatory region sequence-specific DNA binding
Source: RefSeq, a predicted model, not a curated record
UGCAAAGGCGGCGGCGGGGGGGUGCUAAGCGGGGCUGCCCCCCACCCCUCAAGAAGAUGGGCGUUUGGCCGUUGGGGUUCCCCUUCACGUGGCCGGUGUCCGUCUGAAGGGGAGGCUCUCUGGGAUAGGUAAUGGUGCCUGGAAAGCUGCCCGGGGCCAUCCUGGCGUGCAUGUGAGUCUUCCUGGAGCAGCCCCCCCGCCCCCCCACUUUCUCUCUCUGCCCGAGGCUAGUCAGCCCCCCCAGGUGCUGUGCAAAGAUGGCUUGGGCUCUGAAGCUGCCCCUCGCGGACGAAGUUAUCGAGUCCGGCCUCGUUCAGGACUUCGAUGCCAGCCUCUCCGGAAUCGGCCAGGAGCUGGGCGCUGGUGCCUACAGCAUGAGUGAUGUCCUUGCCCUGCCCAUCUUUAAGCAAGAAGAAUCCAGCUUGCCUCCUGACAAUGAGAACAAAAUCCUACCUUUUCAGUAUGUCUUAUGUGCUGCCACUUCCCCUGCUGUGAAACUCCAUGAUGAAACUCUCACUUAUCUCAAUCAAGGUCAGUCCUAUGAAAUCAGAAUGCUGGACAACAGGAAAAUGGGGGAAUUGCCUGAGUUAAAUGGAAAACUUGUAAAGAGUAUAUUCAGAGUGGUGUUCCAUGAUCGGCGACUUCAGUAUACAGAGCAUCAGCAGCUGGAAGGCUGGCGGUGGAACAGGCCAGGUGAUAGGAUACUGGAUAUUGAUAUUCCAAUGUCCGUGGGUAUAAUCGAUCCCAGGGCAAACCCCACGCAAUUGAAUACUGUAGAGUUUCUGUGGGAUCCUUCAAAGAGGACUUCUGUAUUUAUUCAGGUGCACUGCAUCAGUACAGAGUUCACUAUGAGGAAGCAUGGCGGCGAGAAGGGUGUGCCAUUCCGAGUCCAGAUUGACACUUUUAAGGAGAAUGAGAAUGGGGAAUACACUGAGCACUUGCAUUCUGCCAGCUGCCAGAUCAAAGUCUUCAAGCCCAAAGGAGCUGACAGAAAGCAAAAGACAGACAGAGAGAAAAUGGAGAAGCGAACACCUCAUGAGAAGGAAAAGUAUCAGCCUUCAUAUGAGACUACAAUACUUACAGAGUGUUCUCCAUGGCCUGAGAUCACAUAUGUCAAUAAUGUGCCAUCCCCAGGCUUCAGCAGCUCGCACAGCAGUUUCUCCAUUAGCGAAGGAAAUGGGUCUCCAAAUCACCAGCCUGAACCUCCUGCUCCCAUUACAGAUAACCUCCUGCAGACAUCCACACCUCAGGAAGCUCAGCAGUGGCUGAUCCGGAACCGCUUCUCAACUUUCACACGGCUUUUCACCAACUUCUCAGGGGCAGAUUUAUUGAAAUUAACCAGGGAAGAUGUCAUCCAGAUAUGUGGCCCUGCAGAUGGCAUCAGACUUUUCAAUGCUUUGAAGGGACGGAUGGUACGGCCAAGACUGACCAUCUACGUCUGCCAGGAGUCGCAGCAACUGAGGGAGCAGCAGAAGCAUGAAGAUGGGGAUGCAGCCAAUAAUACUUUCUAUGUGUACCAUGCCAUCUACUUGGAAGAACUGACAGCUGUGGAACUGACAGAGAAAAUUGCCCAGCUCUUCAGCAUUUCCUCUCAACAGAUCAGCCAGAUCUACAAGCAGGGUCCCACAGGGAUACACGUGCUCAUCAGUGAUGAGAUGAUACAGAACUUUCAGGAUGAAUCAUGUUUUGUCUUGGAUACAAUGAAAGCUGAAACCAAUGAUAGUUAUCACAUCAUCUUAAAAUAGAGGGACUUGGACUUGUUGCAUCUUCUCUCAUGCACACAGCUUCAUUUGCCUGUUUGGCACCUGGACACACUGACAGAAAUCCACAAGAGCAACAGAAACUCAUCUUGCUUCCACAGCAUGUUGCCUUCUGUUAGGUGAACCAUCUGUACCAUUGCUGGCAUGCUGUAGGCACCAGUUUGCAAGCACGGGGCUGCUUCUUCAGAGUUCAGUGCCAUGGCUGCACCCACUGCCUUUUGAAACAGCCAGACUGGCCAGUGAUGGAUUUGCAAUUAUGUACAUUGGGGGUGGGGUGGGCAACUGCAACAUUUUUGAUAUGCGACAGCUUGGCCGGUUGUGAUGGAUGCUCUGGGAAUCCCUGGACAAAUGAGCAUCUAUUCUGAGGGUCCUCUUUCAAAGCCGGUCCCAGCUAUUCAGGCCUCUCAGAGGCAUAUUUGGCUGGUAGAGCCAAGGAGACUUUCAGGUUUGCUGGCCGGUUGGGUAGGGACUUUGUUCCGAUUCUGACUUUUGGACCAUGUUACAGGUUUGUGGGCGUGCAGCUGUCCAUGUGUGAGUGAUACGUGGCUGUCUUAUCUGCCAGUGUAAGUUAGGAAUAACGCCUAUCUCGUGAGAUCCAUAGGGUUGCCUAUGGCUUUGCUAUACACUGCAACUGAAGAGACUUCAAAUGCAAAAGAAGGUAUUGCUAUCCUGAGCUGUUAAGGAACACAACGAACUGAGACAGAGGCAAAAAGAUUGUGUUUUUUAAAAAAAUGUGUUGGCUUUUUUUGGGGGGGGGGGAAUAUGUAGAAAUGAUGGCUGCCUUUGAAUGAAAUCCCACAGGAGGGCCAUAAUAACAUUAUCCCAGAAACAGCUCAUGCAGUAAUAGUCCAUAGUGCUUAUUUGAAUAGCCUGUGGAAGCUCCAUGGUGACAGAAGGGCCUGCAUGUCCGUUUCCCAGGCAGCAGCCAGCCUCUUGGGUAAAGGCUUCAGCCUUCUGACAUGGAUGGGAUGCCAAGAUGCAUUUUUUGAGCUUCGGAGAAAAAUAUGGGAAACUGUUACAACUGUAGUGAUGAUGCUGUGAAAAUCACAGGCGAACAACUUGUCUGAAGGGGAAAAGACCACUUCUCCUUUAGCCUUCCAGUCCCCCUAGAAAGCAGCAAUUCUCUGGAAGCUGCAACCUUGUGCGUCACAAUGUCAGUUGCACAAUCAAAUCUUGAUAGACACUGCAUCGGCUGUAGAGCUGGCAGCUGAUGUAAGCUGUGCUUAAGCUAAGUUGGAGAGGUGGGAAAAAUAACUUUCAUUUCAUUAAAUGAAACCUAGUUACAUAUUUUUCUCAGUACCAGAUUAUUGGAGGGUUUUUAAAAUCAUUUUGACUUGGUAUUUUUACCAAAAAGUGCUGAACUUUUAUUUAAAUCAAUUAGGUUUAGUAGGUUGCUUCUUAAGGAGGCAAGAAACUGGGUCCGGUCAAGGUCAAGUGAAAUAAAGUCAAUGAAGAAGAAGAAAAACCUUGGCAGUUGCGGCUCCACAGCUUUUAAGUAGAAAUGUUAUGUCUCAUCAUAUAUAUGCCAAUAAAGAUCAAUUCUGUUUUCA